Messenger RNA from Ricinus communis (castor bean), 1480 nucleotides. Its product is annotated as protein STRICTOSIDINE SYNTHASE-LIKE 4. Gene Ontology annotation, biological process: biosynthetic process. The transcript has 6 exons. Gene Ontology annotation, molecular function: strictosidine synthase activity. The record is from RefSeq and is a predicted model, not a curated record. Lineage: Eukaryota; Viridiplantae; Streptophyta; Magnoliopsida; Malpighiales; Euphorbiaceae. The coding region runs from base 215 to 1285 and encodes 356 amino acids.
CUAUUCUUUUGGGCCCUGAGGGUCUGCUGGGUGCCCCUCGCUCUCUUUUAAUUAAUAAAAUACAAAAGAAAAACAAAAAUGUAAACAAGAUAACGGAGAAGGGGACAAGAUCAGUAGUGCCUUAGCAGCACAAGACUGAGACCAGGGCUAUCCACAACCAUCCAAAGGACAAGUUCAAGCUCCAGAUUCACCUGCUCAUUUUGUGAUCUAAACAAUGAAAGCUUGCGCGCGUACAUGUUUAAGCGUUGUGGUUGUCUGUUUACUUGCUUUUAUAUUUCAAAUAUACUACUUUUCCCCCAUAUCACCCGACUUGCUUCAACUGCCUGCACCUUUUUUUCUUCCUCCAAACAAGCAGUUACAGGAAGUGAUUAAACUCGGAGAAGGAUUUAUACAAGGGCCUGAGGAUGUCUGCAUGGACAAAGAUGGUGUAUUGUACACAGCAGUUAGGGAUAAAUGGAUCAAAAGAAUGCAUAAGAAUGGAUCCUGGGAGAAUUGGAAGAGAAUAGACAGCGAUGCCUUGCUUGGCAUCGCUCCCUCCAAGGAAGGUGGACUUAUUGUUUGUGAUGCUGACACUGGUUUGCUUAAGGUGACUGAAGAUGGAGUAACAGUUCUUGCAUCAGAGGUUAAUGGGUCUAAAAUAAAGUUUGCAGAUGAUGCGAUCGAAUCUUCCGAUGGUAACAUCUAUUUUAGUGUUCCAAGCACCAAAUUUGGGUUGCACAACUGGUAUCUGGAUGUUCUCGAGGCAAGACCUCAUGGGCAGUUGCUCAAGUAUGAUCCCACAUCAAAUCAGACCUCAGUUCUGCUUGAUGGUUUGUGCUUCCCUAAUGGCGUUGCUCUCUCAUGGGAAGAAGAUUAUCUAGUCUUCUGCGAAAGUUGGAAAUUUAGGUGCCAAAAACAUUGGUUGAAAGGCGAGGACAAAGGUAAAACAGAAACUCUUAUUGACAACCUUCCCGGUGCACCUGAUAAUAUAAAUCUGGCACCGGACGGCUCUUUCUGGAUUUGUUUGCUUCAGGUGGCGGCGGAUGGACUGGAAUUUGUGCACACCUCAAAGGCAUCCAAACAUUUGGUAGCCUCCUUUCCGAAACUGAUUGAACUGGUCAAUGGAGUCGAAAAGAAUGCAAUGGUGGUAAAUGUGGCAGCUGAUGGCAAGAUAACCAGAAAGUUUGAUGACCCUGAUGGAAAAGUUGUGUCUUUCGUAACUUCAGCUGUGGAGUUCGAUGGCCAUCUUUACUUGGGAAGUCUGAAAAAUAACUUCGUUGGAAAAUUGCCGCUGAAAGCACCAUAGUUUAUUUAACCUAUAUGGAGAUUUGGGAAGCAAAUCCUGUUAUAAACUCCGGAGACGUGGAGUUAACGGUAGAACUCCAAGACAGUCUAGUUUUUAACUUUCUUAGACCACAAUACACGGGCAAAAAUCUACCCAAUGGGUCCAUUAUGAAAAUGUAACCACUGUCAACUUGCAUAAAAGCACCAUUAAACAAAA